This is a messenger RNA of Huiozyma naganishii CBS 8797, 1818 nucleotides long. It is a transcript of the gene NCA2, whose product is annotated as Nca2p. Gene Ontology annotation, cellular component: mitochondrial outer membrane. NCBI's taxonomy places the organism in Eukaryota, Fungi, Ascomycota, Saccharomycetes, Saccharomycetales, Saccharomycetaceae. The record is from RefSeq and is a predicted model, not a curated record. The transcript has a single exon. Bases 1 to 1818 code for a protein of 605 amino acids.
AUGAUCACCGAUCGGUUUGUCGUUGAACAGAUAACUGCAGUGGAUGCCCAAUUAGAAAUUGCCUUACAAAGAUACCAAUUACGGAGCACAGCUAAUAUACCAUCAACGGGGAAGGAUCUGGACACUCUACAGUCUGUUCAAGAUGGACUGCAGAAGAUUAAAGGCAACGCAGACGCUCUUGUUGCUAAGUUGAGUCGUGUGUCCAAGCCACGUAUUGUGGUUAUCGAUUAUACUACGAUACUACUCACACUGGAGAAACUACCACUCACCACGGGAGGGCCAGAAUUGGGAGAACUAACCCAACUGUUGUUGAAUGCAAUCUUCCAAUACGUCACCAUCCUUUGCUACUACUCAUUAACCACGAGGUGCCUACUUGAAAUACCGAAAACCGAUGAUGUGGUCCAAUAUUACAAUUCGAUCAACAAUUCGUUUUGGAAACAAGUGUUGUAUUUGAUUCAAACAAGCAUCCCUCGCACGAUCUCGUUCGGAGUAACUAUACGCAGGAAACUAUCCAAAUCACUCUCCAACGAAAGUUUGAGCAGACUUCCUGGUAGGCUGUUUGAAGAAAUUCAACCAAAGGUAAACAGACUAUUCUUUGUCCGCAAAUUUCAGGUCAUAGGGUUACCGAAAAUUGGUACCAUUGGCACACUCCAAUUCUGGAAAUUGCUUUUGCUGAAUUUACCUCAGAUCUUGAUCAAUGAAGAAGUCCAGACCAAAUAUCAAGAUUUUGACGCAAUAAAUGAGCAAACAACAAGUUUGUUGGGUCAAUUAACAUCUGACUUCAAAGAAAGCCCAUUACCAUCUCUAAGGAAUUUUUUACAGUUGGAGAAAACUGCUUCACUAUAUGAUGUAGUGUAUAGGACAGACCAAUGGGCAACAAAGCGCUCAAAAGUUAACGCUUUGUACCAAAUUUGCAAACCUAACAGAAUAAUCAGAUACUGGCCACUUGCUCUAACGUUUCUCGUUGCAGGACCAAAAAUUGUACGGAGUGUCUGGGACUCCAAAUUUAAGAUACUACAGUUCUUCCAGGAAAAUGUAGUGGAUUUCAUGGAUGGAUUGAUCAAGAACUGGGUUUGGAUUCCAUUGAAAAAAGUGUGGGCCACUGUGAGACAUGAUGAAGAGAGUGAGAUUGCAAUGAUGUCCAAAGGCACUCUGAAGACAGAAAUGGACUCUUUAAGUAGAAUGGUAAUCAGUUUCAUCGUCGAAAACAGCGAUGAUCCAACAUCCAUUGAUGUAGUGAGGUUAAACAUGGAUGUGGAGCAUGGUCAUCUAGAUGAAUUUAUGGAAAUAUACGAGAAGCAGUUACACCAUCCCAUUAAAAAUAUAUUGACGGGGAAACUCGUCAGAUCCUUGCUAAUCCAGAUCCAAAAGACGAAAGUGGACGGCUCCCUUGCCCUAGAUGGGAUUGACAGGAUGCUACAGAGUCAACAGUUGGUGUUUGGGGUGAUGGCACUUUCACCAGCACUACUGCUGUUAUACCUAAUAUCCACCAGUGCAUUCAGGCUUGUUAAAUUGGGGACCAUUUGGUCAAAUGUUGCAGCAAAAAAAUUCAAAUUGAGUAAAAGUUUGAGCAGAGUAGAACGACUGCUCAAUUAUGAUGAGACACAUGGCAAGAAAGACAAGACGGUACAUCUGGAGAACGGCUUACUUAUGAUCGAAGUCUUGAAUUUAUCCACAUUAGGGACGGUUAUAUUACCCAAAAAGAGGGUCCAGGAGUGGCUCGAAGAUGUCGGUGAAUUACUUUAUAGUGAUUUUUCCAAUAAGUCCAAAUUGAAUGUAGUCAACCGGCUAUAUCACGUCUAUGGGAGAUACUUCUGA